UAGUACUGUGACUGCUCCUGUCCCACUCCCUUUAGGAUACCCUUAUUUUUUCAGUUUUAUAUACCAUCCACAUUAUUGCUCAGCAUAAGGGAGAAGCACAAAUGAACAAGCCUCAGUCUCUCAUUCAGCCAAGGGCUUAUUCAAAAACCAAAAUGGGUAGAGUACCAAAAAUAAAUGCACAAGAAAAGCUUUAAAAAAACAUUAGAAUUCUUGCUAUUUAAUGCCUCCCUUGGUCUCCACUUAGCACCAAUCUCCUCUCCCUCUGUGUGUGUGUGUGCGUGGCUCUGGAAACAUGCAGACACUAGCAUGGAAGGCCAUAGUAAUGGCUGCAACUCUCCUCCAGCUAUGCUCCUCCAAGGAGUUAGAAUCCAAUCUCUCCCUCCAAGAUAAGAUCAGCAAGCUCCCUGGCCAACCCCAGGUCGACUUCCAGCAGUUCUCAGGCUAUGUCACAAUAGAUGACAGGAAGCAGAGGGCUCUGUUCUACUACUUUGCUGAAGCUGAGCUAGAUCCACCUACAAAGCCUCUGGUCCUCUGGUUGAAUGGAGGCCCUGGUUGCUCUUCUGUUGGGGUUGGGGCAUUCUCUGAGAAUGGGCCUUUUAGGCCAAGUGAACAGGUGCUUGUGAGGAAUGAGUAUAGCUGGAACGAAGAGGCCAAUAUGUUGUAUUUGGAGACACCAGCUGGAGUUGGCUUCUCUUAUGCCAAUGACACCUCCUGCUAUGAAGGUGUGAAUGAUAAGAUGACAGCUAGGGAUAAUCUAGUGUUCUUGCUGCGCUGGUUCACUAAGUUCCCACAGUACAAGGACAGGGACCUCUACAUCACAGGAGAAAGCUAUGCUGGUCAUUAUGUUCCUCAGCUUGCAGAUCUCAUGGUUAAAUUCAACAAGAAGAAAAAGAUCUUCAAUCUCAAAGGAAUUGCUCUGGGCAAUCCAGUUCUUGAGUUCUCCACUGACUUCAAUUCAAGAGCAGAAUUCUUCUGGUCCCAUGGAUUGAUAUCAGACUCAACAUACAAAAUCUUCACAUUGGCUUGUAACUACUCUCGAUAUGUAAGUGAGUACUACAGAGGCUCAUUGAGCUCAGUUUGUGCCCGAGUGAUGGGCCAAGUGACCAAAGAAACGAGUAGAUUUGUUGACAAAUAUGAUGUCACACUGGACGUCUGCAUAUCAUCAGUUCUAUCACAAUCCAAGGUUCUAAGUCCUCAACAAGUGACUGAGAAUAUUGAUGUUUGUGUCGAGGAUGAAACAGUGAACUAUCUCAACCGGAAAGAUGUUCAAGAUGCUCUUCAUGCACGCCUCACUGGGGUGCCAAAAUGGACAGUUUGCAGCAGUGUUCUUGAGUACGAACUGCUUAACUUGGAAGUACCCACAAUUUCAGUUGUGGGCUCACUUGUCAGGUCUGGAAUCCCGAUAUUGGUUUACAGUGGAGAUCAGGAUUCUGUCAUUCCUUUGACUGGGAGUAGAACACUUGUGCAAAGAUUGGCAAAGGAACUAAAACUGAACACAACAGUUCCUUACAGAGUUUGGUUUGUGGGAAAACAGGUUGGUGGGUGGACUCAGGUCUACGGGGACAUCCUAACCUUUGCAACCAUCAGAGGAGCUUCUCAUGAAGCUCCAUUCUCGCAGCCUGAGAGGUCUCUUGUACUGUUCAGAGCUUUUCUGCAAGGCAGACCACUACCAGAGACAUUCUGACCUACUCCCUCAGCAGGUUUUCUUUCAGUAGUCUAAAUGAGUGUUUGUGUGUAUGCGAGAUUAGCAUUCGUUCCUUGUUUGUCAAAUGUGUUGAACCUGGGAGGUGGGGAGAUUGUAUAAAGAACACACACAAUGUGUGAUUUUGUUUAGCUAGCAACUUCCAAUGCAGAGCCGUUUUGUCUUGACGA
Molecule: messenger RNA, 1872 nt
Organism: Elaeis guineensis (African oil palm)
Lineage: Eukaryota; Viridiplantae; Streptophyta; Magnoliopsida; Arecales; Arecaceae
Product: serine carboxypeptidase-like 45
Biological process (GO): proteolysis
Cellular component (GO): vacuole
Molecular function (GO): serine-type carboxypeptidase activity
Source: RefSeq, a predicted model, not a curated record